Eublepharis macularius is the source of this 3655-nucleotide messenger RNA. It is a transcript of the gene DLAT, whose product is annotated as dihydrolipoamide S-acetyltransferase. Gene Ontology annotation, molecular function: dihydrolipoyllysine-residue acetyltransferase activity. Gene Ontology annotation, cellular component: pyruvate dehydrogenase complex. Gene Ontology annotation, biological process: pyruvate decarboxylation to acetyl-CoA. The coding region runs from base 104 to 2023 and encodes 639 amino acids. The record is from RefSeq and is a predicted model, not a curated record. Lineage: Eukaryota; Metazoa; Chordata; Lepidosauria; Squamata; Eublepharidae. The transcript has 14 exons.
CACUGGCUCCUCGGCUCGCCUCACGGCCGACGGACAGGCGGGCGGGCCGGGCGCCGGUGGCGGCUUCUCGUCGUCGUCGUCCUCCUCCUCCUCGCGAGUCGGGAUGUGGCGCGCGCUGGCGCGGCGCGCGGCCCAGCAGUGCGCGGCCCCGCUGCGGCCGUGGGGGGCGAGCGCCUCGGGCCCGCGGCGGGGCCGCGCCUGGCGGUGCUGCGGCGGAGGGGGGGCCCUGGGCCCGGGCGCCUCCCGGCCGCCAAGGCCGCUGCUGCCCGCCGGGGCGGCCCGCGGGAGCCCCCCCGGCCAGCGCCAGCCGGCCCGGCCCUGGUGCAGCCUCCCGCCACACCAGAAGGUGCCCUUGCCUGCCCUUUCCCCAACCAUGCAGAUGGGCACGAUCGCCCGCUGGGAGAAGAAAGAAGGGGACAAGAUCAGCGAAGGGGAUCUGAUCGCAGAGGUGGAGACAGACAAAGCAACUGUGGGGUUUGAGAGCCUGGAAGAGUGCUACCUGGCCAAGAUCCUGGUGCCGGAAGGAACACGGGAUGUUCCCAUUGGAGCCGUAAUAUGCAUCACGGUAGACAAGCCAGAGCUUAUCGAUGCCUUCAAGAGUUACACCUUGGAUUCUGCUGCCCCUGCUGCCCCUGCAGCCUCAGUGCCUCCCCCUCCAACAGCAGCAGCUCCCCCCACGCCACCCCCAGCUCAGCCUCCUGCUCAGGCUCCAGGCAGCUCUUACCCUCCCCACAUGCAGAUUGCUCUCCCGGCCCUCUCGCCCACCAUGACGAUGGGGACUGUUCAGAGAUGGGAGAAGAAGGUGGGUGAGAAGCUCAGCGAAGGGGACUUGUUGGCAGAAAUUGAGACGGACAAAGCGACAAUAGGCUUUGAAGUGCAAGAAGAAGGCUACUUGGCCAAAAUCUUGGUGGCAGAAGGCACACGGGACGUGCCUUUAGGAACUCCGCUCUGUAUCAUCGUGGAAAAAGAGUCGGACAUCCCAGCGUUUGCUGACUACAGGGAUGCUGGAGUUAUUGACAUCAAACCUCCAACCCCAGUAUUGCCACCGAGCCCUGUGGCAGCUCCUCCUUCACCAACCCAGCCUUCAGCCACUACUUCAGUUAAAGUCACCACACAUAAAGGGAGGGUUGUAAUUAGCCCCCUGGCAAAGAAGCUGGCAGCAGAGAGAGGAAUUGAGAUCUCACAGGUGAAAGGCACAGGACCAGACGGACGGAUAACAAAGAAAGACGUUGAAUCAUUUGUGCCAGCCAAAGCUGCCCCGGCCCGGGCACCUGAAGCAGCUCCUGUGACGACACCAGCAGCAGCUGCUGCUGCUGCACCCCUUCCCACAGGCGUCUUCACAGAUAUUCCAAUCAGCAAUAUUCGAAAGGUGAUUGCUCAGCGCUUAAUGCAGUCCAAGCAAACGAUACCUCAUUACUAUCUCUCUGUUGAUGUAGACAUGGGAGAAAUACUGGUGCUAAGAAAAGAACUCAACCAGGAGACGCCAGAGAACGUUAAACUUUCUGUCAAUGACUUCAUUAUUAAAGCUUCAGCGCUGGCUUGUCUGAAGGUGCCUGAAGCAAAUUCCUCUUGGCUGGACACAGUCAUUAGGCAGAAUCAUGUAGUUGAUGUCAACGUUGCGGUCAGUACUCCGGCAGGGCUAAUAACGCCAAUUGUGUUUAAUGCACACAUCAAGGGACUGGCCUCCAUUAACCAAGAUGUUGUAACGUUGGCAACCAAAGCACGCGAGGGCAAGCUACAACCACGUGAAUUUCAGGGAGGAACUUUCACGGUCUCAAAUUUAGGAAUGUAUGGCAUUAAGAAUUUCUCCGCCAUAAUCAAUCCACCACAGGCCUGCAUUUUAGCAGUUGGUGCUUCCGAGAAAAGGCUGGUGCCAGCAGAUAAUGAAAAAGGUUUUGAUGUGGCCAGCGUGAUGUCUGUGACCCUGAGCUGUGACCACCGUGUUGUUGACGGGGCUGUCGGAGCCCAGUGGCUCGCCGAGUUCAAGAGAUUCCUGGAGAAGCCGACCACCAUGUUGCUAUAACUUCCCCAACCCAUCAGGACUCAUUUUUGUCACAUCACUUCAUUCUAAAGAAGCUAUUUAUAUACCUAGUGUUUAGACUUUUAAACAAAUGUUCCUUUCUUUAUUUUUUAAACAAAUAUAUAUAUAUAAAUAUACAAUAAUUGCUGGUAAUUAUUGCCAGUUGUACAGAUUAAUCGUUUGCAAGCACUUUCCAGAACCAAGUACGACGAUGCCGUAUUUUGCAAACUUUCCCCUCUUGAAAAGUACCAACUGUGUAAAAUCAUGUGAGGAACUUGUGCUUGAUCAGGGGAACAAAGGCCAGCCCAGUAAUCUGACGGCCCCUUUUGAGUUCCCAAAAGCAAGCAAGCUGGAUUGCAAAAGCUUUAAAAAACGAAAAGAAAAAGGAGAGAGACCUGAAAUGCGGGGUGGAUGAAAUUAACACUCUUACACAAAAAGUGGACCUGCCUAGCCUCUCUGUUCUCCUGUCCUCUAGACAAGAAGACUUCCCUGAGGGAUGGAGUAGAACAGGCCUCUUAACGGUUCACUUUCCUGUUUACUUUGGGAAUUCUGCAUUUUUUCAGGUUGUGUAUCUGUAGGAACCCUUUUUGAAGCACUUUAACGGAAAAGGGAAUGAAUUGUGCUCUAUAAACUGCACUGCAAAAAUGUCUUUUGGACCAUUUCCUGAAAAUGUGCCCCUUCUGGUAAAUUUGUAUGGCUUCUGCUUUUUCAUUCAGUCCUUCAUUUUACAGUUGAAAAAAUGCUUUAUGCAGGUGUGGUUCAGGAGAAUGGUGCAAUUUAGUAGACAUUGAGAGCUGCUAAAAAAAAAAGGGGCAUCAGUACUCCAACAUCCGGACCUCCCCCCCCCCCGCGGCAAGGUAAUCGAGGAAUAUCUGACAGGUAUUGAGAGUGGAGGCAGUGCUGCAAGGCCAUAUGCUGGCCACUGACAGGAAUGCAAGGUCACAGUUCCCCUGGUUUAAACCAAGGACUGCAAAGAAGCCCCUGGUGGUUCUGCUAAUCCAGAGUGAGUCAGUUGUGCUCAACUUCAUUUGAGAUGGCCGAGAUGAGCUCCGUUGUGGCUGCAGGCCCAGUUGUGGGCUGCCUGCUUUCUUUAGCCCGGAGCUGCUCCUAGUGCAGCAGCAUUGCUGUCUUGGAAACAGCAGAAUUUCUUUGGCCCUGUAAAUAGUGUAAAAAAUUCCAGUGGUUGGAAAUGGUUUCCAUUCCCGAUGGUGCCCCAAUUCAUUUAUCACUAUGCCCUGUAUUGGAACAGAUGCAGAAGUGGGGGCCCUCCCCCGUUUGCUUUUCAAACAAGGAUCAUGUCGUAGACUUGCCAAGUACAUGACCCAGAAUGCUGAGGUGGCCGUGAUGUAAAUCGACCCGGAAUUGUUCUGUAUCAUAUGCAGUGCAUUAAGUAUUGUCUUUUGUAAAGUUGUGCUCCCAAAUCCACUAAAAAUAUCCAAGAAAGAUUAUACCGUGGAGAUAAAAUAUUUUUGUGAGACCAUCUAACCAAUGUUUUCCUGAUUUUGGUUGCAGUUAUGCCUAAAAUCUUUUGUUAAGCAGGUUGCACUUAAAAACAAUUUUUAAAAUGUCCUCAGUUCCAAACUGGGCUAGUGGGCCUGCGUGUUCCAUUAAACGUUUGGAAUUUAUUGGCAUGUU